CCUGGAGCUGGUCCCCAGGGUGUCAGUUUCUGUUGCGCGGUAGAAACUGUGCCGGCCGCCUCAAAAUGUGGUUCCUUACUAAUUUACCAUGUCAGCUGUAGGAUUUUUAUCUUUCUCGAGUAACAAGUGGAAUGUGUUCCCUGAAUGAAAACAUAGCUAAGGCUGUGUGUGUCUUUCACUGUAUUAUUUUGAAGGCUGUCCGCGUUCCUGCUGUGUGGUGUGCAUCUCUAAAUAUAAAAGGAUAAACUGAGGCAAUGCCACCUUAAGUACCUUGAAUAUGUGGUUCUUGAAUCUGUUCUGAGAAGUGGUCGUUUAAGAAGACUCCAGGAAAUAAAAAAUUGAGUCUUUGACAAGUGAAGAGAGUAACGAUUAUUCAAUGCAUGUGGGUGAGUAACACCUUUGGGAGAAAGAAAAUUGGCUUCCUUUCUUGAAGGUGGUGAGUGUACAGCAGGUAGCUGCAUGGAAGGAACAGUAAUCAGAUGGCCACCUUCUUCACUUUGUGCUAGGAAACAAAAUCAGUUAUAAGAGUCCAUGUUGAUCUCGGAAAUAGAGGGAUUUGAAAAGUUAAGUUUGCACAAAGAACAAGAACUUUACCAUCUCCUUCUUGAUCUGAAGACUGGGGGACCAUGGAUAUUAUAGAGACAGCAAAACUCGAGGAACAUAUGGAAAAUCAAACCAAUGAUCCCGCAAAUACUUACACAAGACCUGCCGAGCCUGUUGAAGAAGAAAACAAAAAUGGCAACAGUAAACCUAAGAGCUUAUCCAAUGGGUUGCGAAAGGGCACCAAAAAGUACCCAGACUAUAUCCAAAUUGCUAUGCCCACUGAAUCAAGGAACAAAUUUCCCCUGGAGUGGUGGAAAACAGGGAUCGCCUUUGUGUACGCUCUUUUCAACCUUGUUUUAACAACCGUCAUGAUCACAGUUGUGCACGAAAGGGUGCCUCCCAAGGAGCUCAGCCCUCCACUACCAGACAAGUUUUUUGAUUACAUUGAUCGGGUAAAAUGGGCAUUUUCUGUAUCAGAAAUAAAUGGGAUUAUAUUAGUUGGAUUAUGGAUCACCCAGUGGCUGUUUCUGAGAUACAAGUCAAUAGUGGGGCGCAGAUUCUUUUUUAUCAUUGGAACUUUAUACCUGUAUCGCUGUAUCACAAUGUAUGUUACUACUCUCCCUGUGCCUGGAAUGCAUUUCCAGUGUGCCCCAAAGCUCAACGGAGACUCUCAGGCAAAAGUACAACGGAUUCUACGGUUGAUUUCUGGUGGUGGAUUGUCCAUAACUGGAUCCCAUAUCUUGUGUGGAGACUUCCUCUUCAGUGGUCACACCGUUGUGCUGACACUUACUUAUUUGUUCAUCAAAGAAUAUUCACCUCGUCACUUCUGGUGGUAUCAUUUAAUCUGCUGGCUGCUGAGUGCUGCCGGGAUCAUCUGCAUUCUUGUAGCACAUGAACACUAUACUGUCGACGUGAUCAUUGCUUAUUAUAUUACAACACGGCUGUUUUGGUGGUACCAUUCAAUGGCCAAUGAAAAGAACUUGAAGGUCUCUUCACAGACUAAUUUCUUGUCUCGAGCAUGGUGGUUCCCCAUCUUUUAUUUUUUCGAGAAAAACGUACAAGGCUCAAUUCCUUGCUGCUUCUCCUGGCCACUCUCCUGGCCCCCUGGCUGCUUUAAAUCCUCGUGCAAAAAGUAUUCACGGGUUCAGAAAAUCGGUGAAGAUAAUGAGAAAUCUACCUGAGGAGCAAAACAAAGGCAUCAGCUCUUACACCAAAAGAGUUAACGCUGUAACCAAAGGUAUAGUUUUGGGUUUUUAUUUUAGAAGAACUGACUGGUAAAGGAAGAAGUGGACCAAAUUUUGUGUAAAUGAUUAGAAAGAUGAACGAAGUAUUACCCUUUGACUGCUUUUCUGAUUCAUCCUGAGAAAGGUAUAUUCUCCUGCAGCCCUUCAUUCAUUGGUGACAAGCCCCCCCACUGGGAUUUUACUAAUGAGCUUCUUAAAGAGGUGCCAAAGAACAUACUAUUCCUAUCCUUAUUCUUUCUCCACUAAAGCCCUCUACAGAAUUUUUUCAGGAUUUUUUUUUUUUUUCCUCCAAGGUCAGAAGAAUUUGUUAAUGUUUUAAAUAAACUAUCUGGAUAUAUACA
Messenger RNA from Panthera uncia (snow leopard), 2128 nucleotides. RefSeq names its product sphingomyelin synthase 2 (gene SGMS2). Gene Ontology annotation, cellular component: Golgi membrane; endoplasmic reticulum membrane. The transcript is spliced from 6 exons. Gene Ontology annotation, biological process: sphingomyelin biosynthetic process; ceramide biosynthetic process. Lineage: Eukaryota; Metazoa; Chordata; Mammalia; Carnivora; Felidae. Gene Ontology annotation, molecular function: ceramide cholinephosphotransferase activity; sphingomyelin synthase activity. The record is from RefSeq and is a predicted model, not a curated record. The coding region runs from base 627 to 1724 and encodes 365 amino acids.